AUGGUCCCCAAGAGACACCAGGGACUGGCGCCCAUGCGGGAAUACAGAGCCCUGAUCGUGUCACCGUGCCUGACCGCUAUCCCAUCGCCCAUCUCCAGGAUGUUACAUCCAAUCUUGCAGGAUGUUCAGUCUUCAGCAAGAUCGACUUGGUACGUGCGUACCACCAGAUACCUUUCGAACCUUCAGAUGUGCACAAACCGCAAUCAUUACCCCUUUCGCUCUCUACGAGUUCGUCGCAUGCCGUUUGGAUUGCAAAACGCUGCCCAGACCUUCCAGCGUUUCAUGGACAAGGUCGUCCGCGGACCUUCAUUCGUGUACGUUUACAUGGAUGACAUACUCGUUGCCAGCAAGUUGUCAGAGCAGCAUGAGGAACAUCUCCGUCUGCUCUUCAACCGUUACAGCGCUACGGAGUUGUGA
This is a messenger RNA of Strongylocentrotus purpuratus (purple sea urchin), 417 nucleotides long. RefSeq lists its product as uncharacterized. Bases 1 to 417 code for a protein of 138 amino acids. The record is from RefSeq and is a predicted model, not a curated record. NCBI's taxonomy places the organism in Eukaryota, Metazoa, Echinodermata, Echinoidea, Camarodonta, Strongylocentrotidae. The transcript has a single exon.